Linnemannia hyalina is the source of this 1344-nucleotide messenger RNA. NCBI's taxonomy places the organism in Eukaryota, Fungi, Mortierellomycota, Mortierellomycetes, Mortierellales, Mortierellaceae. The record is from the annotation of a GenBank genome assembly.
AUGAGAGAGAUUGUCCACUUGCAGACUGGUCAGUGCGGUAACCAGAUCGGAGGAAAGUUCUGGGAGGUCAUCUCGGACGAGCACGGCAUCGACAAGACUGGUGUCUACAACGGCGACUCUGACCUCCAGCUCGAACGUAUCAACGUCUACUACAACGAGGCCAACGGCGGCAAGUACGUCCCCCGUGCUGUCCUUGUCGACCUCGAGCCCGGCACCAUCGAUGCCAUCCGCACCGGCCCAUUUGGCGAGCUCUUCCGCCCUGAUAACUACAUCUUUGGCCAGUCCGGCGCCGGAAACAACUGGGCCAAGGGCCACUACACCGAGGGUGCUGAGCUCGUCGACUCAGUUCUCGACGUUGUCCGUAAGGAGGCCGAGUCCUGCGACUGCCUCCAGGGUUUCCAAAUCACCCACUCCCUCGGUGGUGGUACCGGUGCCGGUAUGGGUACCCUCUUGAUCUCCAAGAUUCGCGAGGAAUACCCCGAUCGUAUGAUGUGCACAUUCUCUGUCAUGCCCUCUCCCAAGGUCUCUGACACCGUUGUCGAGCCCUACAACGCUACCCUCUCCGUUCACCAGUUGGUUGAGAACUCUGAUGAGACCUUCUGUAUCGAUAACGAGGCUUUGUACGACAUCUGCUUCCGCACCUUGAAGCUCACUGCCCCCAGCUACGGUGACUUGAACCACUUGGUCUCCGUUGUCAUGUCUGGUAUCACCACCUCCCUCCGUUUCCCCGGUCAGCUCAACGCUGACUUGAGAAAGCUCGCCGUCAACCUGGUUCCUUUCCCCCGUCUUCAUUUCUUCAUGGUCGGUUUCGCUCCCUUGACUGCCGUCAACACUGCCUCUUUCCGUGCCUUGACCGUCCCCGAGUUGACCCAGCAGAUGUUCGAUGCCAAGAACAUGAUGGCUGCCUCUGACCCCCGCCAUGGACGUUACUUGACCGUUGCUGCCAUGUUCCGUGGUCGCAUGUCGACCAAGGAGGUUGACGAGCAGAUGCUCAACGUCCAGUCCAAGAACAGCUCGUACUUCGUCGAGUGGAUCCCCAACAACGUCAAGACCGCUGUCUGUGAUAUCCCUCCCCGUGGCCUCAAGAUGUCUGUUACCUUCAUCGGUAACUCGACCGCUAUCCAGGAGUUGUUCAAGCGCAUCUCUGAGCAGUUCACCGCCAUGUUCCGUCGCAAGGCUUUCUUGCAUUGGUACACUGGCGAGGGUAUGGACGAGAUGGAGUUCACUGAAGCUGAAUCCAACAUGAACGAUUUGGUUUCCGAGUACCAGCAGUACCAGGAUGCCACCAUCGAGGAGGAUGAUCUCGAGUAUGAGGAUGACAUCCAGCAGGACAUGGACAUCUAA